UCAGUUUAACUGUGUUCAUUUGCGGAAUAAGUUGUGUUCCAGAAAAACUUAUUUUUUUUAAUUAUUCCAAAAAGUAUACAAUAUAUUUACGAGUUAUUUAACAAUAUACCUUAUUCUAUUUUAUCUUUAACUAAUACAAUUUGUUUUAAUAACGCAAGAUGGCGACAGAAGUAAGCACUCCAUCAUUGGGACAGUUGCAAUCGGUGCAGAAGGUCAUGGCACUGCCCACAGUGGAAGCGGCAGUUGGUCAAGUCGGUGCAUUAUAUAGCAGAGUGAAAGGGGCACAUUCGCUAUUAGAAUGGGCGCUAUCCACUGCAGAAGCCAGUGUAACCCUAGCAGCGAACACAGCGGCUCCCUUUGUAGCCGCACCACUAGCAGCUGGUGACGCCCGAGUGGCAGCAGCGUUGGAUGAGCUGGAGAAACGAGUGCCCAUAGUCACUGAGCAGCCAAAAGUUAUUGUCGAGACGACAAAGCAAGCAGUAUUGUCCAGGAUUACCCCGCAGUUGAAUAAGGUGAAUGUCACGAACCAGGUGUACGGAGCGCGCGACGCGGCCGAACAGCGCGUCAAGUCACUCAAGGAGUUGACCUGGGUGAAGGCCAACGCUCUGCUGUCCACGGCGUACGGACAGAAGGCAGUGCAGGGUGUGGACAGUGGCGCUGUGUACGCUAUGAGCCUACUGGAUCAUUAUCUUCCACCAGCACAGGAUGAAACGCCCGCUGGUGCCGAAGUGGUAGCCUUCGAGAACGACCCCACACUGCACACGGUGCAGACGGUGCGGCGGCUCGGCGCGGUAGCGGCGCGCCGCGUGUGGGCCAACCUCGCGGCAAGGGUCACGCAGCUGCGGGCCAACGGAAUCGAACUAGACGUGCGCCGGUACAUAAUGGCUCUUCUCGCAGCGAUACACCUCGCCAAAGUGACAGGCGAACAGCACUUCAGAGAACAAAUAAUGGACGAGAAGAAACAACAAAAGUCAGCGGAACCCGCCAAAAACGUCCCCCCCACUAAAAACGAAACUCCCACCUCCCCCCCAACUGCAGAAAUUGUGAAGUCAUCCCCCGAAGCAAAGUCGGAGGGGGACCAAUGAUUCUUAUAAUUAUAUUUUAUAUUUAAUAAUUAUUUUAUAAGUGUAACCACAAUGAAGGUAUUAUAUUUAUCUACAUUGUUCUGGUGAUAAUUUAUUAUAAUGGAAAAUGUAUUCAUAUUUUAUGAGACUGAUAAGUCUUUGUAUGCCCUUAUAUGUGAUCUUUGAAAUAUAAGCUUUCUUAUUUA
This is a messenger RNA of Zerene cesonia (dogface butterfly), 1270 nucleotides long. RefSeq names its product lipid storage droplets surface-binding protein 2 (gene Lsd-2). The transcript has 6 exons. NCBI's taxonomy places the organism in Eukaryota, Metazoa, Arthropoda, Insecta, Lepidoptera, Pieridae. Gene Ontology annotation, biological process: positive regulation of triglyceride storage; lipid storage. The coding region runs from base 159 to 1085 and encodes 308 amino acids. The record is from RefSeq and is a predicted model, not a curated record. Gene Ontology annotation, cellular component: cytosol; lipid droplet.